GUGGCUCUUUGAAUCUGGUGCUUGGGAAGCUCAGCCAUGAACCAUGCUCUGCGCACCCAGGUGAUUUCUGCAUUUAAAAGGAUCCACCGUGUAAAGGCUACGGUAUUCGCCGGGGACGAAGCCGCAUUGAAUGCCGCCCGGUCCAAAAUAAAUGGCGAAUACAAGAAGAACAAGAGUUUGACAAAUGAAACGGCGAUUAAAGAGCUCAUUCAGUUUUCCAAGGAAUGCGAAGACGUCUUAAAGAAGACGGUAAUGCAAGCCACGGAAACGGAGCCGGGGAGAUACACGCUGCGGAUCAGCAAGGACACCUACAUGUGGGACAACGCGCCGUACCGGGAGGACGGGCCGCCGGCGCCGGACCCCGCCGGCCCCGCCGGGCCUCGCAGCUGCGCCGGGGCCGACCGCUCGUGACAGGACUGGCAAGCGGGUCACCGCUCCGGACACCGGCGCCGAGUCGCCGCUCCGUAGGCCCGAACAGCUGGCGAGUAGCGAGUGAAUCUUGUGAGCGCGUUAGUAUCAUUGUUUUGCUCGGGAAUACCUCACCUGAUGGCGUUAUGGUCACGUCGCUUCACAGCUCCCGGCUCAUUUGUCAGGGAUUUGCCCCCGAAAACCUUGAUCAGAGAGCGAUGCCGUGUAGACUGGAAUUCGUUGGAGAAACGUGCAUGCAGAGCACAGCAAGACGUUGUGCGGUACCUGACGAACGACUAAAUGCAGGGCACUUGAACGAUAGCUAAGUUUCGCAUGCAUGCGGUGCCGGUUGUGUCAGCGCGCGUCGACGUGCAGACCAAGCGAGAGUGAAGGGCCUGUGACCUGUGACCUUUGGCCUGGACCUGUGACCAAUUCGCCACGCUACGGAUCAGCGCGGGCGCUAUGUGGUUUGGCCGUCAUAGCUACCUGAAGCCGUGCAACCCAAUAAAAAAGUUGCAAAGGGA
Pollicipes pollicipes is the source of this 932-nucleotide messenger RNA. RefSeq names its product complex III assembly factor LYRM7. Gene Ontology annotation, biological process: mitochondrial respiratory chain complex III assembly. The record is from RefSeq and is a predicted model, not a curated record. Bases 37 to 411 code for a protein of 124 amino acids. The transcript has 5 exons. Lineage: Eukaryota; Metazoa; Arthropoda; Thecostraca; Pollicipedomorpha; Pollicipedidae. Gene Ontology annotation, cellular component: mitochondrial matrix. Gene Ontology annotation, molecular function: protein folding chaperone.